Carassius carassius (crucian carp) is the source of this 860-nucleotide messenger RNA. Its product is annotated as endonuclease domain-containing 1 protein-like. The coding region runs from base 84 to 860 and encodes 258 amino acids. NCBI's taxonomy places the organism in Eukaryota, Metazoa, Chordata, Actinopteri, Cypriniformes, Cyprinidae. Gene Ontology annotation, molecular function: metal ion binding; nucleic acid binding; hydrolase activity. The record is from RefSeq and is a predicted model, not a curated record. The transcript has 2 exons.
UCAGGCUUCUUCUGUUGACAGGUUUGUUUCUAGCAAGCGGCACGGUCUCCAACAGCUUUAAAGAAUGCAGUCAGUUCUUCUACAUGCAUACAGAACCCACAGGUAUCAGAGGGGGCAAUCUGAAGAGGAUUUGCCAACGCCACGGAGAUAAACUACGUUACGCCACUCUGUAUGACAGCAGUCAUCGUUUGGCACUUUAUUCGGCUUACACCUUCAAAAAGUCAGAUGGACAGAGGAGAAUGGACACACCCUGGAUGUAUGAACCACAGCUGGUUUCUGCUGAUGAAAGUGAAAACAUGAGAGAGUUGCCCUCUAGUGGUGACACCACCCAACUGCUUGAGGAGAGCCAGGCUGUGCUAGCAGACUAUGUUGAUGCAGUGGAGUUUGAGCGUAGCCCACUCAACCCUGACCAGCACCAGGCAGACAACCAAGACAAAGCAGCUACCUAUACCCUCACAAAUGUGGUGCCUCAGAUCACAGACUUCUUAGAGGGUCCUUGGACCACAUAUAUUGAUACAGUACGUCGCCGCCUGAAUAACUUUUGCCGUGGUGCUGCCUAUGUGGUGACUGGGGUGACUGUAUCAGGGGUGACCAUCCAAAGAGGAAGAGAGGACCGCAUGGCCGUCCCAAAGCACUUGUGGUCUGCCUAUUGCUGUCCACGGUUUGAUCGAAAUUCACCCUAUGAUGUACGGUACAUGUUUCCCACUUAUGCAGCAUAUGCUUUGAAUGAGAUAGUGGGACACAGUGUUAUAGAAGUGCCUUUGAAAGCUUUAGAAACCUUCCUGAAAAAUCAGACAGGCAUGGACAAAAGCGUGAGCAUCUUUUUCAAAGACUGUCUCACAGAAAUUACACAUCAAUAG